This is a messenger RNA of Coffea arabica (coffee), 2088 nucleotides long. RefSeq lists its product as uncharacterized. The record is from RefSeq and is a predicted model, not a curated record. NCBI's taxonomy places the organism in Eukaryota, Viridiplantae, Streptophyta, Magnoliopsida, Gentianales, Rubiaceae.
CUCGCUCACACUCUCACUCUCACUCUCACUAUACUCUUUUCCUCGCAACUGUGCUUGAAAACUCUCCCAAACCAAAACAAAACAAAAAAAAAAAAAACCAAAAACUAAAACAUAUAAAUCAAAGCAGAAAAAAAAAGGGAAAGAAAGAACCUAGCAAAGGUCGUUCAGAGAAGCUUGAAUUUAUAUAAUCAAAAGAAAAGAAAAAAAAAAAAAAAGAGAGAAGGAAAGGAAAGAUGAGUGGUCGGACCGGGUCGCACCAGCUGAGCAAUGGGUUGUACGUAUCCGGUAGGCCCGAACAGCUGAAAGAGCGGCAGCCAACAAUGGCUUCCCGCGCCGUCCCCUACACGGGGGGCGACGUUAAGAAAUCCGGCGAGCUGGGGAAAAUGUACGGCAUCGACUUCACCGCCGCAGCCGGGGACCACCACCCCCAUCCCCAUCCCCAUCCCCAUCCCUCCGGGGCUCCACCUCCUCUGAAGCCCUCGUCGAGGCACUCCUCGUCCUCGCAGCACAACAGUGGAUCUCUCAGAUCCGGCCCGAACUCAGGCCCAUUGGGCCAGAAAUCCGGUAACUCCGGCCCCAUGCCGCCCAAGAGGUACACCUCUUCCUCCUCCUCCUUUUCCGGGCCCGUGACCCCGAUUCAGCCCACAGGGCUGAUUACCUCUGGGCCAUUGGCCACCAGUGCCGCCGGUGCCCGAAGCGGUCGGUCUGGCCAGCUCGAGCCGCAUGCUGGACCGACCACUAAACCUGCUUACGGUUCCGCCGUCACUAGCUUGAGCCAGGACGGCAGGUACGGGUUCAGGGUUUCGCGGGCGGCAAUGUGGGUGUUUUUUAUAGUGGUGGUGAUGGGUUUGGUGGUGGGGGCGUUUUUAAUGGUGGCGGUGAAGAAGUCGGUUAUCUUGUUGGCCGUGGCGGGGGUUUUGGCUCCGGUUUUGGUCAUCCUUUUGUGGAAUUUUGCCUACAAGAAGAGAGGGUUAUUAGGAUAUUUAAGGAGAUACCCGGACGCUGAGCUGAGAGGUGCCGUGGAUGGGCAGUACGUCAAGGUCACGGGGGUCGUCACCUGUGGAAGUAUUCCUCUUGAAUCUUCUUUUCAGAGGGUUCCAAGAUGUGUUUAUACAUCAACAGUAUUGCAUGAAUACAGGGGAUGGGGUGGAAAAUCUGCAAAUGCUAAACACCGUUUUUUCUCAUGGGGAUGUAGACAUUCAGAGAAAUAUGUGGCUGACUUUUACAUUUCGGACUUCCAAUCUGGUUUAAGAGCUCUAGUGAAAGCUGGGUACGGAGCUAAGGUAACUCCAUUGGUCAAACCAACAACGGUUGUUGAUAUAACAAAAGGGAACAAGGAAUUAUCUCCAAAUUUUCUGCGCUGGCUUGCUGAUCGAAGCCUCUCAAGUGAUGACCGGAUUAUGCGUCUUAGAGAAGGUUAUAUCAAAGAAGGAAGCACUGUAAGUGUCAUGGGAACUGUCAGUCGGCAUGAUAACGUGCUUAUGAUUGUGCCACCCACAGAGCCCAUGUCAACCGGUUGUCAGUGGACCCGCUGCCUUCUACCGACCUAUGUUGAAGGUCUUGUAUUGACAUGUGAUGAAAGUCAGACUGCUGAUGUUAUCCCUGUAUAGAUAUACCUAAAGCUCAUCAGUUGAACUUGUGUUUACUGCUUACUACAAGUAUACAGUGGAAGGGUGAACCUGAUCAUAUGUGAAACCCGCCAAACCACAUUGUCUAUACUUGCCGAGGAUUUCAAGUAUGCCAUAUAAGUUGGCCUGUAAAAAGACAAUUAGGAAGACCAAAGAUCUCACAAUAUGUGAGUGUAAAUUAUGAAAAAUCAUGUUGCUGAUUAUGUGUUGGCUUUUUAUGGAUACCUGGAAGUGACCAAAAAGCAGUUCCUGCAGCUAGGCAGUGCUUGUUGUGCUGAUGUUUAUUUCAGCAUUUUGACCUUUAACUGCGUUAUGUACAUAAGUUGUCGUGGUGCCUUUAGCCUUGAUGGUUUUCUUCAUAUGUAUAUUCUGGUUUGGCAUUCUUUAGAUUGAUUCCAUUCUAGGUCAUAUGUGAAACUAAGCAUAUGUGGUUAAAGUAACUUGAAUACAUUACUGAGCU